UUUUGGUUGUGGAGUAUUACAUUCGGGUUGAGAAGUUGCACAGUUUGCUCCAACAGAUAAUUAUUUACUUUCUUUAGCAUGAGAAAUACAGCGAAGUCUUUGUUUCAAAAGGGGUUGGUUUCUUGUUGUUCGUCGUUGAUUUUCUUCAAUGCCGUCGAACCAGAGCGAGGCCAAGUGCGUCAUAAAUUUGAACACGUUGCCUGACGAUGUCUUGUUGGCCAUUUUACGUUUCUGUGAUACAAAAAGCCUGUCGGUUUUGUCUCGUGUGAGCAGGAAUCUGUGUCGUGUGGCGAAGGAUGAUUCCAUCUGGAGAAGAAUUGCUUUGCAGUGUGUUAAUGUUCAUUCCUCCGACAAAACGGGCCUUCUAAGCUGGAAAGAGCUUUGUAGAGUCUCAUGGAACUGGACACAUGGAUAUUGUAAAGACAGAUUUAUAAUCAGGUUUAAAUGCAACCUUAUGCCGUGGAUUCAACUUGGAAGACAUCGUGAACUCUUUGUUGCCCGAGCUGCUGAUGUUAUCUUGUAUCAGAUAAGGAAACACAGUAAGGGAGGACAUUUUUCAUGGAAACCUUUGAUGACCUUUGGUGGUCACCAGGGUGAUAUCAGUAAGUUUGUGAUAACUGGAGGGCAGUUGUUAACCUGUGGUAUGGACAAGUCAGUCCGCACAUGGAAUCUGGAAACAGGAAUAUGUAAUGGCCUAUACCUUGGGCAUACUGGACAAGUUCACAGUGUAGACUGUUUCAGAGAAGUAAUUGUUUCAGGAUCCAGAGACAAAACCAUCAAGGUAUGGUGCCAGCAAACCCAAUCUUGUGUUCACACCAUUGACAUUCAGGAUAAUGUUUGGACAGUGUCCCUUAAUCCAAGCACCAGGUGUGUAGCGAGUGGAAGCAGUGGUCAUACUAGAGACAGUGCACCUUUUCAGUUGUGGGAUAUCAACAGUGGAAGGCACAUUAUGAACCUGGUGACAGGAUCGACACAAGCAGGAGCUGGGGUGCGUGGAAUCAAGUGGGAAACUCCCUUUACACUACUGUCCUGCGGAUAUGAUACAACUGUUAGACUGUGGGAUACCAGACUUCAUAACCACAGUGCUUCAUCAUGUGUACUGAAGUGGGAAGACCCUCAUGAUUCAGUGGUUUACUGUAUUGAUUCUGAUAAAAAGUGGAUGGUGAUCAGUGGAACCAACCGAUAUGGAGUGGUCAGGAUUUGGGACAAAAGGUUUAAAAAGUGCCUUCAGAUGUAUUAUGCUGGCAGAAACUCAUCCAGUCCAGUGUACUCACUGUCAUUUAAUAGAACAUCACUCUAUGUUGCUUUAGCCAGUGGUAUUCGAAUGUUGGAUUUCACUGUAUGAGUGAGUGGAUUUUAGGUGUGAUAUUACAUGGGGCUAAAUGUACCAGUACAUGCUGAAUUCUUCAUGCAGUUUGAGUGGCUUGUACCUAAAAGAUGUUAAGAUAUGUUUGUUAAUGAUGACUGUUGUUUGUCUCCUCUAUAUUGCCUGUAUCUGUUGAGUAAUAGAUCACAGUGAUACUGAUGUGCAACACUCAUGUGCCAGAUUUUCUUGUUAUCCUUUGAUGUACUCUGUCAUCUAUUUUGGUACAGAACCAUGGCAACAAAAAAUAUAAUUUUUCGUGUAUGUAUAGAAACACAGAAUGUGUUAUUGUGUGGUCAGAUUGACAGCCAGUGUGAUCACCCUUCACUACAUGUACAUAUGAGUAAAUAUUUUGCUACCCUGUACACUACAUUGUAGAGGGCCAUCACUUAUUUCUUGACUUGCUAUAAGGUAAUUGAGUUAGAGAUUUUUUGUGAGUUAGAGUCACAAAACAGUCAAGAAAACAGCAUGAUGGUAGAGUGUUAAACUGUAAAACCUUCGCAAACAAAGCUGUCAAUAAAAAAAAUCAUCAUUAAGCCA
Messenger RNA from Pocillopora verrucosa, 1903 nucleotides. The record is from RefSeq and is a predicted model, not a curated record. NCBI's taxonomy places the organism in Eukaryota, Metazoa, Cnidaria, Anthozoa, Scleractinia, Pocilloporidae.